AUGAGACGACAUCAUGCUUCUCCUUCCAAGGAGAUGAUACGGCGUCGCCUCUUUGAAUCUCCCAAGAAAAUGAGAUUGUUGCCGUCCCAAGUAAAAGGACCGAUCUUGGCCCGGGGUCUCAUUGCAUUCGCCGUCACAUUUUUGGUUGGAGUGCACGUUUACUUGUUCCGAAGUCUAUUUGUCUCCUCUACAACUACCGGUACCACACCGAACGACAAUCAUCGAAUCCUAGAAAAUGGUGGAGCCAUGUUACGGAAAUCCGUCACACAGGAGCAAUGGCCACCCAAAGACCUUCAGUCGCUAGCACCAUUGGAAGCAAAGGACUUGGAACAAUACACGAUACGAAUGAAUACGUGGCGAAGGCCGGAACAGCUUUUGGUCUCAGUUGACCAUCAUGCCUCUUGUAAUGGCGUGGCUCAAAUUCAAGUUAUAUGGUGUGACAAGGAAAACGAACCACCACCAGAACUGUUCAACUACUCCAAGGUCGUCGUUGAGAGACACGAUCAAAAUUCCUUGAAUGAGAGGUUUCGGAUACUAUCACCUGCACCAACCCUUGGAAUCUUGAGUAUUGAUGACGACGCUUUGCGGCCCUGUGAGGCCCUGGAUGAUGGAUUCUUCAAGUGGACUCGACAUCCGGAUCGAAUGAUUGGGUUCGACGCGCGAGUUCAUGUAGAAAAUGAGGAUGGGUCAUGGAAGUAUGGAUACAUGAGUACAAUGGAAAAGAGCAACUCGUACAGUUUAUCUCUGACGCGUUACUGUUUCAUCCACAAGGGUUAUAUGGACAUGUACAUGAAUGCGCUCCCCGCUUCAAUUCUAAACAACAUUGCCGAACACUUCAAUUGCGAAGACAUUGCCAUGAGUUUCAUGAUAUCCUCUCUCACAAAGGGUAGACCAUCGCUUUUAGCAGAUUUGUGGGCCAUUAAAAGUAUGGUCAAGCUGUAUGUGGAAGAAAAGAUUAGUGGUGGCAAGAGCCACAAAUCCCUGCGUGACGAAUGCGUCAACACGUUUGCCGAAAUAAUGGGACUGAAGGAUGGCCCCAACAAGCUCCAACCACAACCAUAUCUUCACAAAAAAGACACAUUAUUCGAGUGUGGCGAUAUUCCAGAUAAAGGUACAUCACAUCCAAAAACGAAGCGGGAAAAAGAUCUUGACGAGCUCAAGGCAAGCUGGCACAGGGUGGGGGGAACCGCAAUGACAAAUGAGAUUAGAAGCUUAAUGUCCAAGACUGGGUUUGCCGCGUAUCAGAGAGGUUUGAUACAGAAGAGUGACAAGUGGAAAGAUCGAUUCCAAUCUGACGUAGACACAUCGGCCAGCAGAUGA
Cylindrotheca closterium is the source of this 1320-nucleotide messenger RNA. The record is from the annotation of a GenBank genome assembly. NCBI's taxonomy places the organism in Eukaryota, Bacillariophyta, Bacillariophyceae, Bacillariales, Bacillariaceae.